AUACCUUUCUGUCAUUAGUGUCAACUAUAAUUUCUUGUUUACGAAUUACGGAGGUUUGUAAAACGAUAACAACUUAAGUUAGAGUAGAAAACUUAGCUAAAAAUAUGCAUAACAUAGACUCUGACAGUGAAGACGAAUUACCUGCGGGUUGGGAGGAAAAAUCAACACAAGAUGGAAACGUUUACUACGUAAACACGGUUUCUAAAAAAACUCAGUUGACGCAUCCAAGAACUGGGAGGAAAAAGGUUAUACCAUUCGAAUUGCCAUUCGGUUGGUCAAAAUCUGUGGACGCCGAAGGAAAAACGAUAUACAUCCAAAGAGAGACGGGUAAUCGCACUUACGUAGAUCCCAGGCUAGCUUUUGCUAAGGAGGCAAAGGAGCAUGUCCAUGACUUUCGUCAGAGGUUUGACGGAUCAUCCACAGCCUUCCAGGUUCUACAUGGUGUUGACUUAUCAGGAAAAUAUGCUCUGGUCACAGGCUCCAAUUCUGGAAUUGGCUAUGAAACUGCAAAAUCUCUUGCAAGGCAUGGCUGUUCAGUCUUACUUGCAAACAGAAAUAUGGAGGCCACACAACAAGCCAUAAAAAGAAUAGUCAAGGAGACAAAUGCUUCAGAAGAUGAUUUGAAAUCUAUUUACUUAGACUUGGCAUCACUGCAGAGUGUUAGGAAAUGUGCAUUAGCUGUAAAGGCUUUGUUUUCAGAUCACCUGGACAUGCUAAUACUAAAUGCUGGUGUGUUUGGGCUGCCAUAUACUGAAACUGAAGACAAUAUUGAGACCACUUGCCAAGUGAACCACCUGAGUCACAUGUACUUUGCAAUUUUAUUGGAACCUUUGCUGAAGAAAGGUUCAAGAGUCAUUUUUGUGUCAUCAGAGUCACACAGAUUUGCUUCCCUAAAGAAUGUGUUUCUACUACAAAACCUAGCAUUACCAAGGGACUCAUACAGUUCAAUGAUGGCUUACAACAAUUCCAAGUUUUACAAUAUAGUGACAGCUAAGGUCUUAAGUGAAGAAUGGAGAGCCAAAGGUGUAACAGUGAAUGCUGUUCAUCCAGGGAACAUGGUAUUCACAAACCUUAGCAAGUCCUGGUGGCUAUACAGAUUAGCAUUUCUUUUAGUGAGACCUUUUACUAAAUCUCUGCAACAAGCGGCCGCCACCACAAUAUACGCAGCUACCGCCGGAGAAUUAGAUGAUGUCACAGGUCUAUAUUUCAACAAUUGCUUCUACUGUGAGGAGAAUUUUUUGGCCAGGGACCAAAAUCUGGCCCAUGAACUGUUCGCUAUAUCGCUUAAAAUGAUCGCCGAUCGAAUGAACACGGACUAUAUACAACGAUACAUAAAUAAGUAUACCUAUAUUUGCAACGUCUAAAAGUCAUGGGUAAAAUAACUGGCGACAUUUGGAAUAUUACAA
This is a messenger RNA of Trichoplusia ni (cabbage looper), 1406 nucleotides long. It is a transcript of the gene Wwox, whose product is annotated as WW domain-containing oxidoreductase. Gene Ontology annotation, molecular function: protein binding. The record is from RefSeq and is a predicted model, not a curated record. The transcript has 7 exons. Bases 105 to 1364 code for a protein of 419 amino acids. Lineage: Eukaryota; Metazoa; Arthropoda; Insecta; Lepidoptera; Noctuidae.